Messenger RNA from Oldenlandia corymbosa var. corymbosa, 2718 nucleotides. Lineage: Eukaryota; Viridiplantae; Streptophyta; Magnoliopsida; Gentianales; Rubiaceae. The record is from the annotation of a GenBank genome assembly.
AGGAACUUCUCUUUUGCCUUUGAAAACCAAAGCCUCAAGUUGUAGUUCCUUCCAAAUUCCAAUACAAACUCAAAUAUACAUUUGUACUUGUACUACAUUGUUUCAAAUUAGUUACUCUAUUCUAGUACGAUUUUUUUUCCGGCUUCAACAUCUUUUAUUUUAUUUAUUAUUAUAAUACUCGAUCAAGCGCAAAAUGAGUCAUCAAGUGUCAUCCGAAUUCUGCUUGAAGAAAGAAGACCCUUUGAACUGGGGAAUGGCGGCGGAUUCAUUAAAGGGCAGUCACUUGGACGAAGUGAAGCGUAUGGUGGCGGAGUACAGGAAGCCGGUGGUGAAGAUCGGCGGCGAAACCUUGACGGUGGCUCAGGUGGCCGCCAUCGCCGCGAGGGAUAAUAAUGAAGUGACGGUGGAGCUGUCGGAGGAUGCACGGGCGGGAGUUAAAGCCAGCAGUGAUUGGGUGAUGGAGAGCAUGAAUAAAGGGACCGACAGCUACGGUGUCACCACCGGUUUCGGUGCCACUUCACAUCGGAGAACCAAACAAGGUGGCGCUCUUCAAAAGGAACUCAUUAGAUUUUUAAAUGCUGGGAUCUUCGGUAACGGAACGGAAAGUAGUCACACUUUGCCGCACUCUGCAACCAGAGCCGCCAUGCUGGUUAGAAUCAACACACUUCUUCAAGGUUAUUCAGGAAUCAGAUUUGAGAUAUUGGAAGCCAUUACCACUUUCCUUAACCACAACAUUACUCCUUCCUUGCCUCUUCGUGGCACAAUCACCGCUUCCGGUGAUCUCGUCCCGCUUUCCUACAUUGCCGGACUACUGACCGGCCGGCCAAAUUCCAAAGCCGUUGGACCCAGCGGUGAAGCCCUUAACGCCGAAGAAGCCUUCUGCCUUGCCGGAAUUAAAAGCGGAUUCUUCGAGCUCCAGCCUAAAGAAGGUCUUGCUCUUGUUAAUGGCACCGCUGUUGGUUCCGGCAUGGCUUCCAUGGUUCUGUUCGAGGCCAACAUUCUUGCCGUCCUGUCCGAAGUUCUGUCAGCAAUUUUUGCUGAAGUGAUGAACGGAAAACCCGAGUUCACCGAUCAUUUGACCCACAAAUUGAAGCAUCAUCCGGGUCAAAUUGAGGCUGCUGCAAUUAUGGAACACAUUUUGGAUGGAAGCUCUUACGUGAAAGCAGCUCAGAAAUUGCACGAGAUGGAUCCCCUGCAGAAGCCUAAACAGGAUCGUUAUGCCCUGAGGACAUCUCCUCAAUGGCUCGGCCCGCAAAUCGAGGUCAUUCGGACCGCAACCAAGAUGAUUGAGAGGGAAAUCAACUCUGUUAAUGACAACCCUUUGAUUGAUGUGUCAAGGAACAAGGCCUUACAUGGCGGAAACUUUCAGGGCACCCCAAUUGGAGUUUCCAUGGAUAAUGCUAGAUUGGCAAUUGGUUCUAUUGGGAAACUUAUGUUUGCUCAAUUUUCUGAGCUUGUUAAUGAUUAUUAUAACAAUGGUUUGCCAUCCAAUCUUUCUGGAGGAAGGAAUCCUAGCUUGGAUUAUGGUUUCAAGGGAGCCGAGAUUGCUAUGGCUUCAUAUUGCUCAGAGCUUCAGUAUUUGGCUAACCCUGUUACUAAUCAUGUCCAGAGUGCUGAGCAACACAACCAAGAUGUCAACUCCUUGGGCUUAAUUUCUUCAAGGAAAACAGCUGAAGCAGUUGAAAUCUUGAAGCUGAUGUCAACCACAUUCUUGGUGGCACUCUGCCAAGCAAUUGAUCUGAGGUUCUUGGAGGAGAAUUUGAAGAACGCUGUGAAGAACACUGUCAGCCAAGUGGCCAAGAGGACACUUACAAUGGGUGCCAAUGGAGAACUCCACCCAUCCAGGUUCUGCGAGAAGGAUUUGCUCAGGGUUGUCGACCGCGAAUACACUUUCGCCUAUGUCGAUGAUCCUUGCAGUGCUAACUACCCAUUGAUGCAGAAGCUGAGGCAGGUACUGGUGGAUCAUGCACUGAAGAAUGGUGAUCAGGAGAAGAAUGCCAACACUUCAAUCUUCCAAAAGAUCGCCGCGUUCGAGGACGAGCUCAAGGCUGUUCUGCACAAGGAAGUAGAGGCUGCAAGGACUGCUCUUGAGAGUGGGAAUCCAGCGAUUCCAAACAGAAUUAAGGAGUGCAGAUCCUACCCAUUGUAUAAAUUUGUCAGGGAAGAGUUGGGAACAGAUAUGCUCACCGGAGAGAAGGUCCAAUCGCCCGGCGAGGUGUUUGACAAGGUCUUCACAGCAAUGAACAAGGGCAAGAUCAUUGAUCCUUUGUUUGAAUGUCUGCAGGAGUGGAAUGGUGCUCCUAUCCCAAUUUGUUGAUGGUUUGGUUUGUUUGAUCCAUAUAGUUCUUUUUUUUUUGUAUUUAUCUUUUUUUCAUUUUUCUUCUUUUUUGGGUUGCAUCCUCUAUAUUAGAGGAUCUACGUGUAACAAACAUCCUUCCUGAGGAUCACUGUAAUCUGGAGAGAACUCCAAUGUUGUUAAUCACUUACUGCCUUUUCACACAAUUUAUAAACUUGAUUUCUGGAUAUUUUGUGGACUGAACAAUGGACUCGUUCUAUAACUGCAUCCAAAUUACGAGUCUUUGACAUCAUGCUAUAACUAAAACUCUACGAUGGACCUUUGCCACGAUUAGUAGAAAGUAUAUAAAGAUGAGUGAGUGUAAGUCCGGAUUUCGAAUUAGUGGGAACAAUUGUUUCAUAAUACUGGAUGGUAAAUACAUA